AUUCCUCUAAAUUCCAAUUAAACACAAUCAACCUUUCACUAAUCUUCAGCAUCACAGAAAAAAAGAAAAGAAUCUGAUAACUGAGAGAAAAGAAAUAUCAGCGAUUUUCAAGAGGCCCAAAAGAAGAAAACCGAAAAGCCCAGCUUGACAAAAACCCAUUCCGCACGGCUGCUAAAAGAGUCCUGAAAAAAUACACAAACACUUACCUUAUCUUCCUCCUUUUUUCUCUGUUGCUCUCUACUCUCACACACCCACCCACCUCUGUAUUCAAAACCCCAUCCAGUUACCCCCUUCUCAAAAACCAAUCCAAAAACCCUAAAAAUCUCCAUAUGGAUUCCAAGGCUUCUGCACCAGAAACGGCGUCGCUUGUCGUUAAUUCACCAGGUUCUCCGUCUUCUUCUUCUUCUUCCUUUUCUUCUUCUUCUUCUUCUUCAUCAGAUGAUUCAAUUAUUGAGAAUUCAGUUAAGAAUCGUGACUUAGAAGUUGAUAAUAUUUUUAUUAAUGAUAUAAAUAACGGUGGUGGUGGUGGGAGUAGCGAUGGGGGUUUUGUGAGCGGCGAAGAGGAUUUUGACACCGAGACGCAGAGGGCAUUUGUAGGCGAGGAAACCCUCCAUAAACCUCGUGUUUCUGGUUCGUCUUUUGUUGACCCUGUGGAAUUUCCGGCAUUGAAAGUAUCGCCUAAUGAUGACGAUGACGAUGAAAAUGUUGCAGAGAAAUUAAAGGUUGGAGCUUUGGAGGAGACUGAAUUGGGAAAGGGUGAGGAUAAUAAUAGUAAGGGUUUAAAGAUGAGUUGGGCUGAGAUUGUGAUUAAUAAAGGAAAGGAGGUUUUGGUAGGAACGGGUGAGACAGCGGAUAACUACUCCGCCGAGAACGAGAAAAGUGAGGUUUCUGGUGGCGAGGAGGUUGAGAGGAGUGACACUCUGGGCAGUGAAAAUGAAAAACUUGACACUGGGACUUCAGAACCAAAUUUUGAAGCUGAUAAUGGUGAGAAGUUUACUACUAGUGGAGGGGACUCAGUUGUGGAGGCUGUACAUGUUGAUACGUCAGAGUCAGGAGUGGUUUUUGUUGGAGGUGUGGAGGAAAGUAAGGAUUCUGAAACUAAAGAAGACGAGGUUUUAGCUGAUGGUAGUGUACCCCUGAAUAAUGGUUUUGAUAAGAUUAGCAGGGACGUUGAAGGACCAGGUGACGUGGAUAUCAAAUCUGAAAAGAAUGUUGAAGCUGUAACUGAUUUUAGUACUGAACCUGCAGAAAUGGAGUGUAAUGGAAAGGAAAUUGAUGUUUCUGGCGUUGUAGAGGGUGUAACUCCAGCCAUUAAUGGUGCUGUCACAAAAGAGAGUUUGGAUAUGAUGGAAGUUAGUGUUGAAAAGAAUGAACCUAAUGAGACAAUUGACAAAGAAUUGGAGUUAGAGACGGAUAAAGGAAUCAAACAGAUUGAGCCUGCAGUUGAGACAGCUAUUGAUGUAUCAGAUGCUAUGGCUAAUUAUCAAGUAGAUGGAGGGAAUGGAGAUGAAACUAUGGCAAUUAAUUCUAAUUCAGAAAUCCCACAAACACAUGUUGCUGAUGGUACAAGCAAUGCAAUAAAAGAAUUGGAAGAUGAAGUCUUUUGCGGGCAUGAUGUACCUGAAUCUGCAGAAUUAGGUGCUGUUACAAGUAGGGAAGUUGAAUUAGAGGCUGAAAAUGAAGAAGAGAAUCUCGGAGGUGGAGACGACGAGAACAAAGGAUCAGUUACAGAUGGAGAGAAUGAAGGUAUGAUUUUUGGAAGCUCUGAAGCUGCCAGACAGUUCUUGGAGGAGUUGGAGAGAGGAUCAGGUAUUGGUGCUCAUGAUGGUGCAGAGAGUUCUCAUGAUCAUUCAGAGAGAAUUGAUGGUCAAAUUGUGACAGACUCGGAUGAAGAAGUAGAUACUGAUGAGGAAGGUGAGGGGAAGGAGUUGUUUGAUUCUGCUGCCUUGGCAGCUCUCCUGAAAGCAGCAACUAGUGCUGGCUCAGAAGGUGGCACUGUCACUGUGACCUCUCAAGAUGGGUCAAGGCUCUUCUCUGUAGAGCGACCUGCAGGUUUGGGAUCCUCUCUCCGACCUGUGAAGCCGGCCACACGGUCAAAUCGUCCUAAUCUUUUUACUUCUUCCAGUCUCACACCUGGAGGCGACUCAGAUAGCAGCUUGAGUGAAGAAGACAAAAAUAAACUGGAAAAGUUGCAGCAAAUAAGGGUGAAAUUUUUGAGGCUUGUUCACCGACUUGGCCAUUCCCCGGAAGAAUCAAUUGCAGCACAGGUUCUAUACCGUUUGGCCCUUGUUGCAGGGAGGCAAACCAAUCAAGUGUUUAGUCUUGAUGCUGCAAAGAGGACAGCUUUGCAGCUUGAAGCGGAGGGGAAGGAAGAUUUGGAGUUUUCUCUGAACAUACUGGUUCUUGGGAAAGCAGGGGUGGGCAAAAGUGCUACAAUAAAUUCUAUUUUUGGCGAAGAGAAGUCCCCAAUCCAUGCAUUUGAACCUGCCACUAAUUCUGUUAAAGAAAUAACGGGUCUGGUUGAUGGAAUUAAGAUCAGAGUAAUUGAUUGUCCAGGUCUGAAGUCAUCUGGGUCAGAACAAGGAUUAAACCGCAAGCUCUUGUCUUCCGUAAAGAAGUUCAUGAAAAAAUGUCCCCCAGAUAUUGUCCUCUAUGUUGACCGACUUGACACCCAAACUAGGGAUCUUAAUGAUCUUCCACUGUUGAGAUCUAUCACUAGUUCUCUUGGUUCAUCGAUCUGGCGAAAUGCUGUAGUUACUUUGACCCAUGCUGCUUCAGCGCCUCCGGAUGGACCUUCUGGUUCCCCUUUGAGCUAUGAAGUGUUUGUUGCUCAACGCUCCCAUGUUGUUCAGCAGUCUAUUGGUCAAGCAGUUGGUGAUUUACGUUUGAUGAAUCCAAGUUUAAUGAAUCCUGUAUCUCUUGUAGAGAAUCAUUCCUCUUGUCGUAAAAAUAGAGAUGGACAAAAGGUGCUCCCUAAUGGUCAAACCUGGAGACCUCAGUUACUGAUGUUGUGCUACUCUAUGAAGAUCUUAUCUGAAGCAAGUUCUCUCUCAAAGCCUCAAGAUCCAUUUGACCACAGGAAGCUUUUUGGUUUCCGCUCUCGAUCACCUCCCCUCCCAUAUUUGUUGUCUUGGUUGUUGCAGUCCCGUUCACAUCCUAAACUCUCCAGUGACCAAGGGGUUGAUAAUGUUGAUUCAGAUGUUGACUUGGCUGACUUGUCUGAUUCUGAUGAUGAAGAAGAAGAGGAUGAGUAUGACCAGCUCCCACCAUUUAAGCCUCUUAGGAAAAAUCAGCUUGCUAAGCUUAGCAAGGAGCAGAAGAAAGCAUAUUUUGAGGAGUAUGAUUACCGUGUGAAGCUCCUCCAGAAAAAGCAAUGGAGAGAAGAGCUGAGGAGAAUGAGAGAAAUCAGGAAGAAAGGAAAGGCACCUGUGGAUGAAUAUGGUUACAAUGAAGAAGAUGUUGAUCCUGAAAAUGGAGCUCCAGCUGCUGUGCCUGUUCCGUUACCUGAUAUGGUCUUGCCACCUUCAUUUGAUGGUGAUAAUCCUGCUUACAGGUACCGGUUUCUGGAACCAACUUCACAGUUUCUUGCAAGGCCAGUUCUCGACACCCAUGGUUGGGACCAUGAUUGUGGGUAUGAUGGUGUCAAUGUUGAACAUAGUCUAGCUAUUGUUAAUAGAUUCCCAGCAACAGUUGCUGUUCAAGUAACAAAGGAUAAGAAAGAGUUCAGCGUACAUUUGGACUCUUCCGUAUCUGCCAAGCAUGGGGACAAGGGAUCGAGUAUGGCUGGCUUUGAUAUUCAAAAUGUUGGGAAGCAACUUGCCUACAUCUUCAGAGGUGAGACAAAAUUCAAAAACUUCAAGAUGAACAAGACAGCAGCUGGGGUGUCCGUUACAUUUUUGGGGCAAAAUGUGGCCAGUGGUUUCAAACUUGAGGAUCAGAUUGCACUUGGAAAGCGCCUGAUGCUGGUUGGUAGCACUGGGACAGUCCUUUCUCAGGGUGAUUCAGCAUAUGGAGCCAAUUUGGAAGUGAGGCUAAGGGAAGCAGAUUAUCCAAUUGGACAGGAUCAGUCUUCUCUGGGCCUGUCUUUAGUGAAGUGGAGAGGAGACUUGGCACUGGGGGCCAACCUUCAGUCUCAGUUUUCGAUUGGACGAAAUUCUAAGAUAGCUGUUCGUGCAGGAUUGAACAACAAGAUGAGCGGACAACUUACAGUUCGAACAAGCAGCUCUGAUCAGCUUCAGAUUGCACUUGUGGGUCUUCUUCCGAUUGCAAUGUCAAUCUAUAAAAGCCUUCGGCCAGGGGUUAGUGAGAGCUAUAUGUACUAGAUCCCUUUUCAUUUUUGUUUUAAUGCCAUCAGCAUGAUAGAUUUAGAUGAUAUGUUGAGCUUUGAUUAGCUUUCCAAUAAUGCUGAAUUUUCUUUCUAUGUAGAACUUAUUGCUAUUAUGAGAUUUUCAUGUUAUAUUGCGUGAUGAAAUGUAUUAAAUAUGAGAUGGAUUCAUUGGAUGAUCAUUUAAUGAUUCCAUUGUGCUUUA
Ricinus communis (castor bean) is the source of this 4529-nucleotide messenger RNA. Its product is annotated as translocase of chloroplast 159, chloroplastic. The transcript has a single exon. Gene Ontology annotation, biological process: protein targeting to chloroplast. The record is from RefSeq and is a predicted model, not a curated record. Gene Ontology annotation, molecular function: GTPase activity; GTP binding. Gene Ontology annotation, cellular component: chloroplast outer membrane. NCBI's taxonomy places the organism in Eukaryota, Viridiplantae, Streptophyta, Magnoliopsida, Malpighiales, Euphorbiaceae. The coding region runs from base 330 to 4322 and encodes 1330 amino acids.